UCGGCGAUCCACUUUCGCAGGUAUUUCCUAUGGUGAGCUUUGAACACGAACCCUAUCGAUUUCUUUGCAAGAGAAACGAAAGUGGGUGGAACUCGCCGUCUUCACCAAAUCUGAAGCUCUACAAUUCAACCCUCUUUGGCGUCAUUCAAGUCUCCAAGAUUUUGUUGUGCAAUUUCGCGCUUUUGCUCAAAUCUGGAAGUAAACUUUGAUUGCACCGGGGCUAAGAUAGAAUAAAUGUGGAGGAAAUUCAGUGCGAAGGUACGCAGCAGCCUCUAGCAGCAUAAUAAAUGAUUUAUACUGGAAGUUUCCUUUGUCCCGCAUUUGGAGUGAGUCACACGUCAGAAAAACUUUGUUUAAACAUUUCCUUGCCAAAUAUUAACUUUGUUUGAACUAUUAAAGCCGGUGCUCCAGUCAAUCACUUCAGGAAAAAAAUAGGAAAUUGUUGAGGUACAAUAUCUAUAGAGCAGGAGAAGAGAUCAAAGUUUAAAUACCUCUACAGAACGAGGAGAAGAAGAGUGAAAUUAUGAAUGAUAGAGCAGUAGUUAUUGGAAACUAGUUCAAGUCUGUGAAUAUAGGAGUAGUUAUUGGAAUCUAGUUCAAGUCUGUGAAAUAUAGCAGUAGUUAUUGGAAGUUAGUUUAUAGCAGUAGUUGUUGGAAGCUAGUUCAGGUCUGUGAAUAUGGCAGAACUGUUGAUACCUGUGGUUGCGGAGGCGGUGUUCUCCAUCGCGUUGAAUGAAGCAAUUAAGCAGGUGAUUAAGCUCAGAGACAAAACAAAGAGAGUGCUUCAUUUCAAGCAAGACAUUGAACAACUGGCUGAUCAUCUGAAGAGGCUCCGUGUCAUUCAGAAGAGUUCAAUGCCUGACUAUAAACGAUAUGAAGUCAGCCCUUAUGCUCAAAAUCCGCGGCAUAAGAAAUUGGUAAAAGCCAUUUAUAAAAUUGCUCAAGAUGCAGAGGAUAUUAUACAAGAUUGUCAACAUCCGAGGAAUUGGUGGCACAAAUAUCUCCUACCAUUCCAUGUGAGCGCAAGGAUCAAAUCUAUCCAGCAACAGAUUGAAAUCUUGGAGAUCAAAGGCAUUCAAAAUGGUGUGGAAAUGAUGGAAGGUAGAGCUGCGGCUGAUCCUCCCAUGAUAGAAUCUGCAAAUGGGGUCCUGUCUAUUUCUAUCUCAACCCGCUUUGAGUCGACCACUGGUGAAUUCCGGCGGACAACUCUAAGGCUGGCAAGUAUGAGAAGAAAUUCCAUUAAACGAAGAUCGCAGCCAAUAGAUGUGGAUCCGAUUGGGCUUCAUGAUCAGAUUAGUGAGAUCCAGAGCCUGCUACUUGAGGAUGAAGAACACAAUAUGCUGGGCAUCCACGGCAUGGGGGGUGCAGGAAAAUCCCUACUGAUGAAGUGCGUGUGGAGCAGCGAAGAUGUUCAGAAUUCAUUUGAGAAUGAUGCCCUAAUUUGGGUAACAGUCUCCACCGGUCAAAUAUCUUGGUUGCAGAGGACUAUUGCUGAGCAAAUUCACAUGACCUUCGACCAGACUUGGACAGAAGAAAAGGGCAAAACUGAGAUCUUUAGGCAUCUGGAGACAAAGAGAUUCUUCCUGGUCUUGGACGGAGUGUUGCCCAACGAAAGUGAUCGCUUCUUAUCCCAUCUAGGAGUGCCGCCCAACAAUUCGAACGGAUCAAAAAUUGUUGUGAUUUCCCGUCAUAAAAGUGAUUUGAAAAAAAUUAGCCCAGAUAUGCCCUUGAUCUCUGUAGAGCUCUUGUCAGAAAAAGACAGUUGGAAGUUGUUUAAGAGAUAUGCUUUUGGAAGCUCUACCAUUGAAUCGACUCUUCUGCCAGAGGUAUUGGACACUGCAAAGAAGAUAGCAAGCAAAUGCCACGGACACCCUUUGGCACUCAAGGCCUUCGCUGCCGCCAUGGCUGGACAGACAGAUCCUCGGCAAUGGCGGCUCGCUUUGGGACAGACCGAAGCCGAUUAUAGUUUCUUUGUCAAUCAUACCGACGCUGAAAGACGCAUUUUUGAGUGUCUUCGCUCCAGUUAUGAAUCUCUCUCUCCAAUUCUUAGAAUAGCUUUCCUCUACUUCGCAGCGUUUCCUGAAAAUCAUAAAGUGAGGACGGCAGACUUGAUUGAUCUGUGGACUGCAGAGAGGCUCAUCACUGCCAAAAGUCCUUCCAAGUUGGACGCCCAAGGUCGAUGGCUGUUGAACAUAAUGAUUGAUCGUUGUGUGGUGGAGGGAGUCGAAGCCGGGUCUCUGGACAGAGUGAGAAAAUGCAAGAUGCAUCCCAUGUUCCGCCAUUUGGCUACGCAUAUUCUUGAAAAGGAGGAUGAGGAUGACGAAAGGUGUUUGUUCAGAGCUGGAGAUAAUUUGGCUGAGUUCCCUUCCAAGGAGAUCAGCCAACACAAGCACCAACGGAUCUCUCUUAUGUACAAUCGCAUAACUUGUCUCCCUGAAGAGUUCAAAUGCCGCGGACUGCGUUCUCUGAUCCUCCGACACAGUGAACGCCUUUCUGUCAUUCCGCCCGGCUUUCUCAAGGGAUUGACUUGGCUGAGAACGCUCGAUUUGAGCAUGACAGGGAUCGAAUCCCUGCCCAUCACUCUGGGACGCCUGAAAAGGCUGGAGUAUCUCAAUCUCUCGCGGACCAAACUGAAAUGCUUGCCUGUAGCCGUCACUCGCCUACAGAGGCUGUUGUCUCUCAACCUCUUUGAAUGUAAAGAGCUGGUCUCCCUUCCCCUUGAAAUGAACAAGCUGGAAGAUCUGCGCUACCUGAACUUGAGGCGUUGUGCUAAGCUGAGGCUCCUUCCGUUCGAAAUAACACAAAUCACUUCACUCCAGUGCCUGAUUAUGGACGGUUGCGACAAUUUACAGUGGAGGCUUCAAAGUUCCCCGCCGGAAAAUACUUCGCAGUAUUCCCAAUUGGAGGAUCUCCAAUCACUCAAGCAUCUAAGGUAUCUGUCAUUUGUCUAUGCGACAGCAGAAAUUCCCCACGACCUUCUCGGCAAAUUUCAGAGCUUGGAGAGGCUGGAGCUCUGCAGAGGCCAAUCGGAGAGUCUUCCAGAGGACAUAAAAGAAAUCAAAACCCUAGAAGAUCUUCGACUGAGCAGACUGCCUCGUUUAGUUCAGCUGCCCCGAUGGCUGAGCAAUCUUGCUGCUCUUAGAAGAAUAACGCUGGAGUACUUGAAUGUGAAGGUCCUUCCACCUGCGAUAUUUGAAACCCUUCCUCUGCUGCGCCUUCUGGAGAUCGAAAACUGCAACGAAUUGACAAAGUUGCCAGAUGAGUUCGGUAAGGAAGAAGCAUUUCCAGCUCUGGAGGAGCUGAGACUGCAGAAUCUGAAAGCGCUCAAGGAGUUGCCAGCCUUAGAGGACAGAAGCAUGAACAUGCUCAAGGAGUUCAGAGUAAGAUUCUGCCAGGAAAUCAAAAAAUUUCCCAAGGGCGUAGAAAACCUAAAGAAAAGUACGAGGAUAGAUAUCGUGGGUUCGUUUGGACUUAUACGCAGCGUGGAAGAUGGGGGCGCUGACAGAGAAAGAUUGAGAGAUUUUCUCGACUCCUUGAACUGUUAGAUCUGCAACUCCUUCACUACUUCAAUUACAUUUCUCUGCCGUCCUUGUUCGUGCAUUGCUUGUAUUAGGUAGAUUCAACACCAAAAACCUCACUUGACCGUAUUUAUUAAUUAAUUGAAUUUCUAUGUGUAUAGAUAAGAUAAAGGAGGGGAUGUAUAGAAUUGUUUUAGAGGAAGCUACAAGUCAUUGACUAAACUUUUUAUAGGUUCCUCUAAAGAGCUAAGUUUCAAGUCACUCAAUUAAA
Molecule: messenger RNA, 3789 nt
Organism: Cryptomeria japonica (Japanese cedar)
Lineage: Eukaryota; Viridiplantae; Streptophyta; Pinopsida; Cupressales; Cupressaceae
Product: disease resistance protein RPS2-like
Exons: 1
Coding region: 678-3545 (955 amino acids)
Biological process (GO): defense response to fungus
Molecular function (GO): protein binding; ADP binding
Source: RefSeq, a predicted model, not a curated record